UAAGAAAAGCUGUUUUUUCUCAAUGUAACCCCUGUUUCCUGUGCUUUAAGAUCCCCUUAGAGAAGAAUGGCUCCAGGAAAUGGCUCUUUUAUGACUCAGUUCAUUUUGGUGGGAUUAACAGACCAACCAGAUCUCCAACUCCCCCUGUUCUUCCUAUUUCUAAUAAUGUAUAUAAUCACAAUGAUGGGAAAUUUGGGCAUGAUAACUUUAAUUGGGCUCAAUUCCCACCUGCAUACCCCUAUGUACUUUUUCCUCUUUAACUUGUCAUUUAUUGAUCUUUGUUAUUCUUCUGUGUUUACACCCAAAAUGCUGAUCAACAUAAUAUCAAAGAAGAAUAUUAUCUCCUAUAUGGGAUGCAUGACUCAGCUUUACUUUUUAAGUUUUUUUGGCAUUUCUGAAUGCUAUGUGCUGACAUCCAUGGCCUAUGACCGCUAUGUAGCCAUCUGUAACCCACUAUUGUAUAACAAUGCCGUGUCCUCUAAAGUGUGUUCCAGCCUUGUGCUUGGUUCAUACCUAAUGGCAUUUUUUGAUGCCACUACCCUUAUUGGAUGCAUGCUGAGACUGACCUUUUGUGAUGCAAAUACUGUCAACCAUUAUUUGUGUGACAUCCACCCUCUGCUGCAGCUCUCCUGCACAAGUACCUACCUCAUUGAGAUGGAAGUUUUCAUUGUGGGAGGCCUAAAUAUUAUCAUACCCAGUCUCACCAUCUUUAUCUCUUAUGGUCUCAUCCUCACCACCAUCCUCCGCAUUAGCACCAUGGAGGGAAGAUCUAAAGCCUUCAGCACCUGCAGUUCCCACGUAAUUGCUGUUUCUUUGUUCUUUGGAUCAAGUGCUUUUAUGUAUCUCCGACCAUCUUCGGUAUCCAUGGAUGAAGGGAAAAUCUCUUCUGUCUUUUACACCAAUGUAGUUCCCAUGAUGAACCCCUUAAUUUACAGCUUGAGGAAUAAAGAUGUUAGACUUGCUCUGAGAAAAACCCUGAGGAGGGGAGAGUUUUGAUUGAAACUAUAUCUAUCUGUACAUGUAAAUUACAGGACAAAGGGUUUCUGUGUGUUUAGUUAAAUAUUUUCAGUCAUAGCCUUAUAAUCCUAUUUUUUAUAACAUGAUUAUGAAAAUUUGAGCCUCCUCAAUAAUUAAUUUCCAAUCUUUCUAUCUAGACUUCUUUUUUCAUAACCAG
Sus scrofa (pig) is the source of this 1174-nucleotide messenger RNA. NCBI's taxonomy places the organism in Eukaryota, Metazoa, Chordata, Mammalia, Artiodactyla, Suidae. The record is from RefSeq and is a predicted model, not a curated record.